Molecule: messenger RNA, 1269 nt
Organism: Penicillium lagena
Lineage: Eukaryota; Fungi; Ascomycota; Eurotiomycetes; Eurotiales; Aspergillaceae
Exons: 11
Coding region: 1-1269 (422 amino acids)
Biological process (GO): carbohydrate transport; transmembrane transport
Cellular component (GO): membrane
Molecular function (GO): carbohydrate:proton symporter activity
Source: RefSeq, a predicted model, not a curated record
AUGGCCUCGGCGCAGAAUGCAAAUUGGAUGUUGUGUGCUCGAAUCAUCGCUGGUGUGGGUACAGGAAUUGUCAGCGCUGUCAUUCCUGUGUGGGGUUCGGAGCUCGUUGCCCAUAACGUUCGUGGGAUGGUAAUGGCAUUCGAGAUGCUUGUCAACUUUGCUGGCAUCUCCACCUCCUACUGGCUAGAGUACCUCCUGGCUUAUAUCGACAAUGGCAACACAACUGUUCGGUGGCGACUGCCGCUUGGUUUUCAAAUGAUCUUCAUGCUUCUUCUCAUAAUCAUGAUGUUUGUCAUGCCUGAAAGCCCUAGAUGGGACAUAGGAAACGGCAAUCACGAGCGAGGAAGGAAAACACUAGCCAUAUGUCGGGCUCACGGUGAUAUCAAUCAUCCGGAUGUCAUCGCCGAGUUCAAGGAGAUUAUUGCCGCUUGCGAACUCGAAGCCGAGUAUCCAGCCCGGAGCUUUUUCAACAUGGUAACCGGCUACAAGAGUGGUAACCUCCAUCUCGGCAGACGGACAUUUCUCGCUGCUUGGCUGCAAAUUAUGCAGGCGUGGACAGGGGUCACCAGCGUUGUCGUCUAUGCACCAACCUUGUUCAAGAUUGCCGGGUUUGGCUCACAGAAGGCCAACCUCCUUACUGGCUUUGCCAAUAUAGUGACUAUGGUGUCGUGUGUUCUAGCAAUCUUCACUAUCGAUCGUUACGGACGACGAAGCGUGCUUAUAGCCGGUGGUAUAGGCCAAAGCCUGUCUUUCUUCAUCUUGGGCGCCUUGUCCAAAAUUGGAGCCGACCAGCAUAACAAAACCAUUGGAGCCGCCGCAGGUUCAUUUGUUUUUGUCUAUAACGUUGUGUUCGCUGCUACCUGGCUAUCAGUGCCGUGGGUGUACCCUUCCGAGAUCUUUCCACUCAUUAUUCGCGCCAAAGGGAAUGCAUUUGGCAUCGUCGGCUGGAGUCUGGGAUGCGGCUCUGUGUCUCUUGCGGCACCGAGUAUGUUUGGUUCCUUAGGACCUAAUGCAUUCUACAUACACGCCGUAUUCAAUCUUUUCGCCAUUGGCAUCAUCUACUGCUUCUAUCCCGAGACCAGCUGCCGAACGCUGGAAGAGAUCGACCUUCUCUUUGCGAGCACGAGUCCUUUCGUAUGGGAGACAGAGAAGAAAUUUCAACAGCUCAGGCUUGAGCAUACCGAGAUGGUCCGUGGCACCGAGAAACCGCUCGAGACAUCAGACCAAAAGACGGAUGAAGAAGCUCGUGCUGCGAAGCAGGCCGCAUGA